Messenger RNA from Spodoptera litura, 1207 nucleotides. RefSeq names its product RNA-binding protein 1 (gene Rbp1). The record is from RefSeq and is a predicted model, not a curated record. Gene Ontology annotation, molecular function: RNA binding. Lineage: Eukaryota; Metazoa; Arthropoda; Insecta; Lepidoptera; Noctuidae.
GUGAGGGCGAGGGCCGAAGUGCUUUCAUUUCGAUUUCCGUCAUUUAAAAUUCAUUCCGUUCCGGACGUUCGUCGAAGAAGGUCGAGAGUUAGUCGAAUUAAAAUCAGUCCUUAAAUAAAGUGGUUCUUUAUAACUAUCAUUGUCAAUAAACCAGUGUUAUAAUCAAAAUGUCUCGCUACCGAGAAUGGGACCUUUCUUGCAAAGUUUAUGUCGGCAAUCUUGGAACAAAUGCGUCUAAAUAUGAAAUAGAAAAAGUAUUCUCGAAAUACGGAAACAUUAGGAAUGUGUGGGUGGCGAGGAAUCCACCAGGAUUUGCGUUUGUAGAAUUUGAAGACCCACGUGAUGCUGAAGAUUCCGUACGAGGGUUGGAUGGCACGCGAUGCUGUGGCACUCGCAUCCGUGUUGAAAUGUCUAAUGGCCGCACAAGAAGGGAUCGCCGAUACUCCAGAUCCCGCAGUCGCAGUCCACGAAGGCGUUCGUAUUCGCGAGGCAGAUCGGGGUCGCCGCGCCGUUCCCCAUCGGUCCGUCGCCGCUCGCCCUCCGUACGACGCUCACGAUCACGCGACCGUCGCAGCCGCUCUGACAGCAAGAGCAGGUAGACAUUGAAGAUAUAAUGGCUUCUAAAGAAAAACUUGGACAAAAAUUCUGUAAUAUAAGUGAUGUGAUGUGAAUAGAGCGAUUGUGUGUAUGAAUCCAGUAGGCUACUACAACUGUAUUUUUAAUCCUUUAUGGUACAAGCAGCUUCUGUCUAUUGUAGUUAUAAUUCGCUGUAAGGUUGUAUAGAUUUACUCCAAGUAGAUGGGUGUUUGUUCUUAAAAAUUACGUUCUCUCAAAUUAUUGAGAUCAGUGGUCUAAUCCAAGCUAUGUCUGAGGUUUUUAUACCUUGGUUACAGUACAUAUCUUCUGGGAAACCAUAAUCAGGUCCUGAGGGAGAUAUUACAUUUAAAUUGCAACUGCCACUUUUAAACUGGUUUACAUCUUGUAGCAAAUUAACAUGGCUGACAACUGACUAUUUUCAAACAUAAAAAGGUUUGCUUCACAGUGAUGAUGCUAAUAAUAACCUUAUAUCAUGCUAAAGUUUUGCGAAUAAACACCCAAAUGCCUUACAAAGUUGUAUAAUUUUUCUUUUGUAAGAAUCAACACAUAUACUAGAUACACAUAGUUACAAAUAUUAAAUUAAGACAACUAAAUAAAUGUGGAAAUUAUA